This is a messenger RNA of Clupea harengus (Atlantic herring), 2663 nucleotides long. RefSeq names its product SH2 domain containing 5 (gene sh2d5). NCBI's taxonomy places the organism in Eukaryota, Metazoa, Chordata, Actinopteri, Clupeiformes, Clupeidae. The record is from RefSeq and is a predicted model, not a curated record. Gene Ontology annotation, cellular component: postsynaptic density.
UUGAAGAUAUGUAAUAUUUGUAUCAUUUAAGCUUUUCAUGUCAUUGAAAUGCUAACACGUCUAAUCAAAACAUAUUUUGUUGAAAUGCAUUCCAUUGUUUGUUAAAUCUCAUUUUGUGUGAUGUCACAUCGUUUGUGUUGUCUUAAACGAACGAAGGCAAUACAUGACUAUUUCAAAAUUGUGAACAUAAAUGGGGGCUACAUUUGCAAUCAAUGCUUCGGUGUUGUGGAAAGGUCUCAGAAAUGCUACACCUGCACAGAUAUAACCUGUAAUGGUCUACACAGCACAGCACGGCAGAAGAACAGUGAUAUUAAAAUUGCGUAAAGUAGGCCUACUUGAUGACAACCUCACACUUUUAAAAUUCUCCUACUUGCCGCUACAUGUUCGCGAGACUCGUAUUAAGUAUGCAGAUACAAUUUUGUUCUCCGCUUCAAAUAAUCCAUUGGUCUCAACAGACAUUGUUAAGCUAACUGUGGUCCAGAAUUUAAAGGACAGUUGAUCAAGCUGCUCAACGACUAUGUUUAAUUAUGAGAACUAUGAGAAGUAAGCGUUGACAUUCGAAGAUCCACUGGUCGCACAUGCUGGGCGGAGACGGCACAGAUAAGGUGAGUCACUUCAGAUUUGCGAAAUGGGAACGCUUUUGUCUGUGAGCUGUCUGGAAUUACGGGCGCUCAGUGUGGCAUUCGCUGCUACGAACUGCGUGGGAGAAGUACGGCACCGCUGAUUAAGUUUGGCGUGGAAAUCACCUUUCGAGAGCAAGCAAAGGAAAGUGAAUCAAAGCAGCAAUCAUGUGCGACGUACCGACCAGGGAGGAUGGCACAGUGACCAGAUCUGCAGAGUAUGUUGGCUCCUUUCCUGUGGAUGACCGCUGCUUGGACGAGCAGAUUCAACAGCUGCACAUACAGCUGAAGGCUCUCAGGAACUGCAAGAGAAGGAGGUCGGUCUCUCUGAAGUUCUCCGUCAAAGGAGUGAAAAUUUACAAUGAGGAUGAGACCACACUCCUCAUGGCCCACGCCUUGCGGAGGAUCUCCCUGUCCACAGCUCGUCCUUCCGAUUCCCAGUUCGCCUUUGUUUCCCACAACCCAGGCAGCGCUGACACCCAGCUCUUCUGCCACCUCUUCCAGGCCAGGCACACCCGAGCAGCUCAGUUCCUGAACCUGCUGCUGUGCCGUUGCUUCCAGCUCUCUUACCUAGAGCACCACCCAGAGGAGGCCCAGGAUGAGUCGUCUGAGGGGACGAAGCUCACCCGCGUCCCCUCCCUCCUCAACCAAGGCUUCCCCCUCAGUGUCAGCGCCCUGGUGUCUUUUAGACGAGCACCUUUCCUGGGGCUCUUCCCGGGUGCCAAGAACCAGUCUAAGUCCAGCAAUGAGCAGCAGCAACAGCACAGUAGCCCAGAAGAAGGGCUUAUCACCUCACCCACACUGGUGCGCAAGAAGGUCAUCCGCAACAAGGGCCUGAGCUCCGGGGCCUACCGCUCCUUCACCUGCACGCCACUCAAACAGCGCCAGCUGCAGGAGCGGAUGAACCACACAAAAGGAAAGGAAAAGGACAAUCCAGCGCACCGUGCACAUACUCCAAGUCUGGCCGAGUCAGAAGAAGCCUUGGCUCAAGCGGUGUGGUCCUGGGCUGGUCUAUCUAGUGACAGCAGUUCUGCUCUGCUUGCUGAGGAUGUGCUUGGUGCCUACCUGCUGUGCCCCCAUCCCAAGAAACCCAGUCGCGGUACCCUGAUCAUACGAUUCCCCUCUGGCCUGGCCACCCAAGCCAUCAAGAACAGCUCCAAAAGCAGAUAUCUGCUGGAGGGAUGUCACAUCGAAUUUGACAACGUGUCAGCCCUAAUAGAAUACUACACAGAGUACAAGGGGGAACUGGAAUGUCCACUGAACUGUGCCCGAGUGAACCACUGCUAUGAGUGGGAGGAAAACAACAGCAAACCCCAAAAUGCACUUCCACAGUAUAGCCGCAAGAGGGCCACUUCCAAGGAUGGUGGGAGAAGCUGGGACUGAAUCUUAGAUUUGGGCUGUGAAGGUGGUCUAUCAGGGCUCCUGGAAGCGUAAACUUUUAUACAGUUUAAUUAUUUCAACUCCAUUUGAAACAUUUAGUGGUAUUCCCUUCUACUUGUUCAGGAUAUAUAGGCUACUGAUUGUCAUUUAUGAAUGUGGCACUUUUUUCCCCCCCAAUCAAUUCUACUGGUUCCUUUGACUCAGCACUUGGUUGGGCCUAUACAUGUUAUUUAUGUGUUUUUUUUUUUUGUUUGUAGAAAAGUCACUUGAGUUAUUUUGUAUUUUAAUAGAUAGCCAGCAGCAUGCUGAUUUAACUUCAGAAUUAUUUAUUCAUAUUUAAACUUUAGGUUGUGAUGUAUGAAUAUCUGUAAUUUACAAACUACUGUCUACUUUCAAACAACUACUCCAAACCUUAUUUUGUUUCGUCAGUAAUGCCGACAUAUUUUUGCCAACAACCACGUCCUCUCCUCUAAUUUCUACUGUUUUCUACCUUUCUCAUAUGAAUGUGGGAUAUUCUUGGUUACUGAAAUUCUUAUUAUAUGUAGCAUUUAGAUUUUAUAUGUGGCAACUUUUUAUGUGUUUUAACUGUCCUCUAUUUUCGAGGACUUAAUUUCACAUUUUGUAGUUGACAUUCAUAUUUUUAUAAACAGUCUUUAACUACAA